AUGUCUUCAAACCGUGUUGAACCGUUUUUUACUUCUUGUAUUUUGUCAGAUAUUCAGAAGCAUAUAAAGAUUUCGAAGUUAAUGUUCUUUACGAAUUUGAAGAAUUGGUCCAAGUCACGAGUUCGUAAUGGAUUUAAGUGGACGAAACAAAACUUUGAACGUGUAGAUCUAACUCAGCUGAUAGGAUGGAACGCCUUUUUUGAAAUACUUUUCGACCCAUUUUUACUAAUAGGCUUGAAUAAAGACGAUGGGUCUUUCAAAUUAACACAACGUUAUUUGCUGGGUGUACUUAUCCUCACGCUACGUGAGAGAGCUGAAGUAAGAAAUUGUGCAUGGACAUCACCGGAGGGAAUGACUAAUACUCUUGAGAUGGAUGAAUUUCAGAGUUGUAAUUACUUUACUACGUCAAUUGAGGCUAUUUUUGCAAAAGCUUAA
This is a messenger RNA of Cetraspora pellucida, 435 nucleotides long. The record is from the annotation of a GenBank genome assembly. Lineage: Eukaryota; Fungi; Glomeromycota; Glomeromycetes; Diversisporales; Gigasporaceae.